AUGUCUGAAUCCGGGGAUAUCCGCAAUACUUUUGAUACCCGUAUCCUUAUCCGCAUCCGGAUGUCUACACAAGUACUUACACAGUUCUUGAGGAUCAUCACAUCUCGCCACCUGACCGAGCGCCUGAGCAUCUCCGGGACGCGCAUUAACAGCGGCUCCCCCGUCUACAUAGAGAAGACCGUUCCCGACGCCCUCAAAGGCAAGUCUGUUUCCCGCCAGUCCCUGCUCGACAUCGUCUCCUCCAAGAUCAGCAUAGGGAGUCGGAAAAGGUUUUCAAGAGAUUCGUUUUCGGCGUCCUACGUGAACAGAACCCAUGUGGCCUCCGAGCUGGACAUCAGCAGAAAGACGCGGGAAGCGCGCAAGAAGGAGAUCAGGAGCAAGCUGCGGCUGGAGACGUGGGAGCCCAGCCCGAACAGCUCGGACAAGAAAAUGGGAUGUAGAUGGACUUUCGUUUUCGAUCCUGCGGGGAGACUCUGUUAUUAUUGGUCAGUCGUUGUGUCUCUAGCGUUUUUAUACAAUCUCUGGGUGAUGGUUUAUCGAUUCGCCUUCCAGGAGAUAACCAAAGAUACUAUCCUCGUGUGGUUUUGUUUGGAUUAUUUUGCUGAUCUUAUAUAUGUUUUGGAUAUAGUAUUCCAUUUCCGCACGGGUUACCUAGAAGAUGGUGUCUUACAAACUGACUCACGAAAACUUCGUCAACACUACAUGAACUCUACGACAUUUUACAUUGAUUGUUUAUGUUUGUUACCGUUAGAUUUCUUAUACCUCUCAAUAGACUUUAAAUCAAUAUUAAGAUGUUUCCGUCUUGUGAAAAUAUACAAAUACUGGCACUUUUUAGACCGAACAGAGAGACACACCAACUCACCUAACCUAUUCCGUUCAAUAAGUCUGAUCCACUACCUGCUGGUCAUUUUCCACUGGAAUGCUUGUAUUUUCUACAUGAUUGGCAAAAACGAUGGAUUCAGCUUCAAGCCAAGAUUCAUCUACUCCAACUCCAGUGAUGACAUUUUGGAGUACCUGAAAGCUUUCUAUUGGUGCACACUUAGUUUAACUACAAUCGGCAGUGUCCCUCUGCAUGACUCUUUCACCAACGGCACUUAUAGUUCCCUGGACAUGCGAACCAAGACGGAUUACCUCUACCACAUAAUCCAGCUCAUGUUCGGCCUCCUGCUCUUCGCCACCGUGCUCGGCCACAUCGCCAACAUCGUCACCAACGUCUCGGCGGCUAGGAAGGAAUUUCAGGAUGAAUACUCUUCUCUGGAGAAAAUAUUUCUACUAAGGGAAGGUCACUUCGGAAAGCUCAAAAAUCUUGCAGUAAACAUCACGCAUAUCAAGAUCUGUGACGACUCCGUCUCGGUAAAUAACCAAGCUCGGGUGGUCCUUUCGUACGACUCACAGGUCAUUAAACCUCAAGCCCUCUGCGUCUCGAAGGCCGGGGAGGGAGUGAGCGCCAUCUGUAGAAGAGCCAGUUGUGCGCCCAUAACUAUAUUCCGCCCAAACUCAGGAAUGGAAAAAAUGACAACUAAACCAGGACUCUGGCGUUGUCUUAUGCAGGGACACGGGGUACAUUACCAAAUUCAGAUUCAGAUUCAUAUCUUUUAUUUGGCCAUAGAAAAUUGA
Penaeus monodon (black tiger shrimp) is the source of this 1617-nucleotide messenger RNA. Its product is annotated as cyclic nucleotide-gated channel rod photoreceptor subunit alpha-like. Gene Ontology annotation, cellular component: plasma membrane; intracellular cyclic nucleotide activated cation channel complex. Bases 1 to 1617 code for a protein of 538 amino acids. The record is from RefSeq and is a predicted model, not a curated record. NCBI's taxonomy places the organism in Eukaryota, Metazoa, Arthropoda, Malacostraca, Decapoda, Penaeidae. The transcript has 5 exons. Gene Ontology annotation, biological process: monoatomic cation transmembrane transport. Gene Ontology annotation, molecular function: cGMP binding; intracellularly cAMP-activated cation channel activity; intracellularly cGMP-activated cation channel activity.